UUCUCCAUCUCUUAAUCCUUGGAACUGAAAUAACUUUUCCAUGGAUUUAUAUGAAGCAACGAGGAUAGUGCUAUCAAGGAUCCAAAGCUUAGACCCUGAUAACGCUUCGAAAAUCAUGGGUUAUCUUCUUAUCCAAGACCAUGGCGAGAAGGAAAUGAUCCGUUUAGCCUUUGGACCCGAAGCUCACAUCCACUCUUUAAUCCUCAAAGCCAAAACCCACUUGGGAUUAUCCAGUUCGAACCCGCCAACACCGUCCGCUCCCCUUUCUCCGUCUCCUCUCUCCUCAAAGCCAACACCUUUAUCCAUCCCUUCUUCUCCUUUCUCGUAUGCCUCUAUUGUCAAUCGAAGCAGCGCCAUUGCAAAUGACGAUGAUAAUGAAUUCAUCGACGACCAUCUUUCGUUUCUCAACGACUCGAAACCCGAAGAUUUGUUCAGCCCUCGACUUGACUUGGCAAUGCCCGAUUCUGUUUUACACAGGAGGAGUUUCUCGGUUCCCGGUAUGUGUUUUGGUGCUGCUGCUGAUGUCAACUCUGGGAUUGGAUGGAAACCUUGUUUGUACUUCGCUAGAGGGUUUUGUAAGAACGGUACUAGCUGUAGGUUUCUUCAUGGAGAUUGUGCCGAUGGAGGAGCUGCUCUCGUCGGUUCUCCGAGUAUGCUUAACGAGUUGGAGCAGCAUUACCAGGAGCUACUUAGAUCAAAAGCUCUUCAACAACAGGAACAAAAUCUUGCUUCAGCUUCUCAGUUCAUGCCGGGGACUUCUUUCCCAUACAUCAAGUCUCUUAAUAGCUAUGGCAGGUCAGCAAUGGCUGCUUUGAUGACGGGUGAUGAGCUUCAUAAGUUGGGGCGGUGCCGGCCCGAAAGAAACGAUUUUUCGGGUUCUAGACAGAUUUACUUGACCUUCCCAGCUGAUAGUUCUUUCAAAGAAGAAGAUGUUUCAAAUUAUUUCAGCAUUUAUGGACCAGUACAAGAUGUGAGGAUUCCUUACCAGCAAAAGAGGAUGUUUGGUUUUGUUACAUUUGUAUAUCCAGAGACAGUGAGGCUCAUUUUAGCCAAAGGGAACCCUCAUUUCAUCUGCGAUUCUCGGGUGCUUGUUAAACCUUACAAGGAGAAAGGGAAAGUCCAAGAGAAGAAACAAUUGGAACGAGGAGAGUUUUCGACCUGCUGGAGUCCGUCUGCAAUUGAUUCUAGGGAGCCAUUCGAUCUCCAUCUCGGAUCGAAAAUGUUUUACAAUACUCAAGAGAUGCUGCUGAGAAGGAAAAUGGAGGAGCAGGCUGAUUUGCAGCAAGCCAUUGAGCUUCAAGGAAGAAGGCUAUUGAACUUGCAGCUGCUGGACUUAAAGAACCAGCACCAAUCUCCGUUCCAUCAUGAUUUGUCCACCGGAUCCCCCAUUCCUUCACCGACUGUACCCCGUACUCCCAACAAUCAUGCACUUAUUUUUCCAGCUGAUGGCAUCAAUCAAGAAGUCCCUGAAGAGAACGGUGGUUGUACGAUCUCAGCUGUUUCCAAGUUGGCUGCUGCUAUGAAAGAUGAUAAGCAGAUGGAGGAUAAUAAUGCAGUUUGUAAUUAUAAAAAUGGCAAUGGUAAUAGUAACACUAAGGGGAAGGCCAAUACCGAAGAAACUGAUGUUCCUGAAUGCUUGGAGCAUGUUCUCCCCGAUAACCUAUUCACUUCUCCGAAGAAAUCAGCUGGUGAUCACCUCACAUCUUCUUCACCUCAUCUGCAGUGGCCAUAGAAGCUGACGACGAAAGUCGAAACCGGAGCUCUGACUACUUCAUGUUCUAUUGGUAAUGUCUUCGGCCUCAACGUGGCUUCCCUCAACACAUAUCUACUACAAAUGCCAAGGAACCAUUGGCAUGUAGCUAGUCAACAAUGGAGGAAAAUCGACUUUGCCAGGAAUCAGUGACAAUUAAGCAUAUCAUGGAGGAUUAAACCAUAAACAAAGGUGUAUAGCCAACAAACCAUACAAAAAAUAUCUUGUAAGACAAGAUCACUGAAAGAUCACCAUCAUCAUCAGCAAUACUAUUUACAAUCAAAAUUCAUAAUAUAUAUGUAUAGGUAAAAGACAGAGGAACCGAUUUAUGCAAGUGGGGUCUUCUGCCUUACCUUACUGGUGACACCCUAAUUGCUGGACCACACAACAAACAGUGUAGAAACGAAGGAUGGUAGUAGUAGGAUAGUAGCAGUAACUAAAUUAAACCCCCAAGAAGUUAUAAAAGUACUUUUCCAGAAGCUUAACAACUAUACAGAUAUGGGAAACCCAAAACGGCAAAGGAGUGUAAUGGUAAAAAGAAUUCGACUCUGGGUGUGUUUCAUCUGGUGUUCAAGUUAUUAUUUUUACAGUAUCUGUCAGCAAUUA
Messenger RNA from Hibiscus syriacus, 2356 nucleotides. RefSeq names its product zinc finger CCCH domain-containing protein 23-like. The record is from RefSeq and is a predicted model, not a curated record. NCBI's taxonomy places the organism in Eukaryota, Viridiplantae, Streptophyta, Magnoliopsida, Malvales, Malvaceae. The coding region runs from base 41 to 1732 and encodes 563 amino acids. The transcript has 10 exons. Gene Ontology annotation, molecular function: RNA binding; metal ion binding.